Messenger RNA from Mya arenaria, 1665 nucleotides. RefSeq lists its product as uncharacterized. The transcript is spliced from 7 exons. Bases 584 to 1537 code for a protein of 317 amino acids. NCBI's taxonomy places the organism in Eukaryota, Metazoa, Mollusca, Bivalvia, Myida, Myidae. The record is from RefSeq and is a predicted model, not a curated record.
CACUGAAGGAAUUAUAUAGGAUUACAAUUUAGCUUCUACUUAGCUUAAUGUACAAACGUGAAUAAUGUACAGAAGUUGCCUUACGUGUUUCUUGUUCGUUUGCUUUGCUACAGCAAAGACAGAGCAGGGGAACUUAUGCAUCGAGGAGACUGGAGAAUUUUGUGAUUGGUCAACAGAUCCAGCCGCUCGCUUCCAGUGGCAACACGCAAGAUGUCAAUCGGACCAAUCAGGGAACACAGGUCCUUCUGGUGAUUCGUCUCCAUCCACGUCAGGUUAUUAUUUGCUUGCCGAUGCCUCCGACCACACAUAUGAUAAGCAUAUGAAGAUGAGUUCAAAGUCAUUUUCUUUCAAAAAAGGAGAAACAGACAAGUUCUGUGUAGACUUUCAGUACUUUAUGUACGGCAGAGACAUUGGUAUGCUGAAAUUUGGUUACAUUUUAACUGAACAUGAAACCGACAAGACGCAGAAAACGAUUUGGUAAUCAAAUGAAAAAAAGGCAAACCAAUGGAGAAGAAAGAGGCAAACUAUAAAUUUGUCCGACCUUGGCUAUUCUGGAGUUGUACAGUUCACGUUCACAGCAAAGAUGGGUAAAGGUCAUUACGGAGAUAUUGCGAUUGAUAGCAUAAACAUUACAAACAAAGAUUGCUUGAAUGGCAUUAAAGAGGUUUCAUUCAGAACAUGGCAAGACAAGCAGGCUAGAAACUUUACACUAGAUAUGUUCAUCUUAUAUUUGCAAAUGAUCGAAAAAGAGUAUCCGGAACACACGCCCCGAGAAAUUGCACAUAAGCUACGAAUAGUUGCUGGGUACAAUAGCACUUUCUGGAGGCAAAUGCUUUUUGGCUUUGAGUUUAGCGAUGCUGAUGUCAUUGCACCAUUUAAACACAAAACAAAUUUUGACAAGAAUAUAUUCACGCAGUUGAAUUUGAUGAUGCAACACAGCUCUACAAGUGGAGUGGUGAAAAAUCACGAUGAAAUAAUUGCUAUCGGUCACGUUUUGACUGGUAUAACAGCUGGGUAUGACAGAAAAAUACUAAAACAAUAUAUAAUAAUCACGAUUGAUAACCUGUUUGCAACGACUAUUUCUGGAGAUCUUGGUCAGUCAGCACUACAAAAUUACAAAGAUUCCGGUUCACCAAUUAUUGGCCCAAAGGGGUCCUGGUUAAAUGGAAAAUAUUCUCUAGGCAAUGGAAAAGUUGGUGAAGCAACACAUGCAGAAAUAAUAGGCGACAUUGAUGGUUUUAACCUUGGUCAUCUAGUUACGGAAAACACUUCAAAGCCUUUAAGUGAACACUUGAAGGAGUACUACUGCGAAAAAAGCACCAAUAGGUUCGAUCUUUUCAAGGGUAAAACCACUUACGAAACACUGAGAAAAGAAGUACAAACGUUCAUAUAUGGAUACGCAGUGAAAGUUUUAAAUGUGCCAAAAUUAAAAGUAAUACCUCUUUACAACAAUUUGGGCAAAACUGCAGUCAAUGCGUUCUGUGAGGAGUUCCAACAGCUGGAAGAUUGGUGUAAGAAGGGCUGGUUUUGGGGAUGAUAUCUUACGGAAAGUUCAGUGACACUUUUAUAUAAUUUAUACUCAGCCGUCGGAAAUUUGUUUAGCAUUCAUUGAUCAUUUUUGAAACGAUCUUGAUUUUUAAUGCGUGGUUUGAUAAAUGUGAAAAA